AUGCAUGUGAGCUGCCUUCCAGGAAAAGAAACCAGCAUGUAUCCAGGAUCCAUCAGAAGCAACAAUCACAGCCUGCCAGGACAGAACUUUGCCUCCGGGACUCCUUACACGGAUUAUAUGGGAUACCAUCAUGCACAGAGCAUGGACAACCAAGGGCAGCCUUCAGGAGGUUGGGGAUCUCCCUACAGCCUGCAAAGGGAGGACUGGAGCCCUUACGGCCCUGGGUCCUCCAGCACAAGUGAAUCUUCUCCUGGGCACGGCUUCUACGCCGCUGCCAAUUACAACUCCCUGAACCCUGCAGCUUCUUGCAUAGAUACCAUUAAUGCAGAUCACAUCUCUCCCCACAACCAAAGACUCAGGUCUUACAACUGGAUGACGAAAGUCGGGUCGUCUAAUAACGCGGGUAAAACCAGGACAAAAGAAAAGUAUCGUGUUGUUUACACAGAGCAGCAAAGACUUGAGCUGGAGAAAGAAUUCCACUCCAACAGAUACAUAACGAUCAAAAGGAAGUCUGAACUCGCCGCAGACUUGGAACUGUCAGAAAGACAGGUGAAAAUCUGGUUCCAGAAUCGGCGGGCCAAGGAGAGGAAAAUGAUCAAGAAGAGGAUCUCUCAAUUUGACGGAAGCAGUGGAUCUGUUCAGAGUGACUCGGGUUCUGUUAGCCCGGCUGAAAUGUCUGCCGCUUUAUUCCCACCAUCACAUACAAUUAAUGGACUACAGCCUGUUGAAAUCCUGCAGGUCACAAUUGCUGACUGA
Gekko japonicus is the source of this 756-nucleotide messenger RNA. RefSeq names its product homeobox protein CDX-4-like. Lineage: Eukaryota; Metazoa; Chordata; Lepidosauria; Squamata; Gekkonidae. Gene Ontology annotation, cellular component: nucleus. The record is from RefSeq and is a predicted model, not a curated record. The transcript is spliced from 3 exons. The coding region runs from base 1 to 756 and encodes 251 amino acids. Gene Ontology annotation, molecular function: DNA-binding transcription factor activity, RNA polymerase II-specific; RNA polymerase II transcription regulatory region sequence-specific DNA binding. Gene Ontology annotation, biological process: animal organ morphogenesis; regulation of transcription by RNA polymerase II; anterior/posterior axis specification.